UUGUGCAAUGACAAUGUUUUUGAAUGUGUUUAUGUUUUAUUUUACCAGACAGGUGGCUCAGACAGGAGAUUUCAGUCAAAAUGACUGAACGCUACGACUGUACAGAGUGCAAGGAGUCCUUGUAUGGGCAAAAGUACAUCCUGAAGGAGGAAAACCCGUACUGCGUUAAGUGCUACGAGGCUCUUUUCUCCCACAACUGUGAGGUUUGCCAGUUGCUCAUCGGCUGCACCAGCAAGGAUCUGUCGUACAAGGACCGCCACUGGCACAGCGAAUGCUUCCUCUGCAUUAAGUGCAGCCGAUCUCUGGUGGAUUGGCCUUUUGCCACCAAGGAUGACAUGCCGAUGUGCAUCGAGUGCUACAGCAACGAGUUCUCAGCCAAGUGCCACGCAUGCCUGAAGACCAUCAUGCCAGGCUCUAAAAAGAUGGAGCAUAAGGGCAACAGUUGGCACGAGAAUUGUUUCAUCUGCAACCGCUGCCAGCAGCCCAUGGGCACCAGGAGCUUCGUGCAGAGGGACGCCAACAACUACUGCCUGCCCUGCUAUGAGAAGCAGUUUGCCCAGCAGUGCGUCCACUGCAAGAAGCCCAUCACCACUGGAGGAGUGAACUACCGUGACCAGCCUUGGCACAAGGAGUGCUUCGUUUGCAUCGGGUGCAAGCAGCAGCUGGCCGGCCAGCGGUUCACCUCUCGGGACGACUUCGCCUACUGCCUCAACUGCUUCUGCAACCUGUUUGCCAAGAAAUGUGCCUACUGCACCACCCCGAUCAGCGGCCUCGGGGGCAGCAAAUACAUCUCGUUUGAGCACCGCCAGUGGCACAACGACUGCUUCAACUGCAAAAGGUGCUGCGUGUCUCUGGUCGGCCGGGGUUUCCUGACAUGCAAAGAUGACAUCCUCUGCCCCGACUGCAGCAAAGACUUCUGAGUGAUCUCCAACCCGGCUGGCGCUCAGAGAGCACAGGCAGUGCUCUCCUAAGCAGAGCUUUGUUGCAUUGUUUCAUUUAUUGGUUUCUCACACAUUAACCUGGUCUCACUGCAGAGGUGUUUCAUGCAUGCAAUGAUACUGUGUUAAUAUAGUUGAAGCAUUAAUUACAAAAUGUAGUUAUUUGUGUUUUGCUUUGAAAAAAAAGAAUCCAGAAAAUCUCUAAUUUUGGAAUAAAACUCUGCAUGUGGCAUCAAAAUAACCGUAUUCAAUAGAGAUUUUACAGCUUAUUAAGAGCAUUUUAAAUCAUUUUAUUGGAUGGCAUUGUGUUCUUCAGCCAAAAUUAUGUGAGAAUUUGUUUUCUUUGCAAUUUGGUCCCCUCACAGCACCAUCCUCUUUACAAGUCAGCAAACCAUUGAAAUGAUUUUGAAGCUCUUAUUUUCAGGUACAAGAACUGCAUGAUUUUGCUUUAACAUAACUACAUAACUAAUACAAUACUACUAAUACUGUAUGUAUGUAUAUAUAUGAUCUAUCUAUCAAUCUACA
Scatophagus argus is the source of this 1463-nucleotide messenger RNA. RefSeq names its product four and a half LIM domains protein 2-like. The transcript has 5 exons. NCBI's taxonomy places the organism in Eukaryota, Metazoa, Chordata, Actinopteri, Scatophagidae. Gene Ontology annotation, cellular component: nucleus; Z disc. The coding region runs from base 24 to 920 and encodes 298 amino acids. Gene Ontology annotation, molecular function: transcription coregulator activity. The record is from RefSeq and is a predicted model, not a curated record.